UUUGUGGAGCCUAGUGUUUUAUGUGCAAUGUAUGCAUGUAAAAUGGGGAAACUCAACUGUUUUAUGUAUUCAGUUCAGCAUGGAGUGAUCUCGUUUCUUAAAGGUGCGAUUUUUGACGUGUUGGGUAAUUCCAGAUUAUCAACGGUUUCCCCUCUAAAUCUGGGGAAUCAAAAGGACAAAACUAAGGUGAAAGAACUGCAUUAUCGCACUAAGAGUAGUGUAUACAACCAGAUACCUUGGAAGUUGGCGGAAGAUGGUGAUUACCGCCAAAGUUUAGGCCUCAUACUUGGGAAUAAGAUGCCGCACUGUAUUAGCUACAGUGGUAUACUUAAGAAUUUGAUGCCUAGCAAUGGUACUCGACCAUGCAUGCACGCAGGGUGGACUACUUGUUUGAAAGACGUUCUUAGUAGCUUCAGCACUGAUCAAUUAUGGGUGGAAACCCUCUGUAGCAAGUUGCCUAGCAAAAUGGAAAUGGGUCAAAUGUUGGUUGCAAUUAUACUAAGAGUGACGGAUUCAUUAGUGGGUUUUAAAGAGCAAGGCUUAUAUAUUAAAAGAAUAGAUGCUGAGAAGAUCGUGUUCCAUGAGUACGACAAGAAUUAUAGGUAUCCCGAGCUAAAGGAUUGCGAAAUUUGGACAGACGAUGAGUCUCAGGACACAGGAUUUGAAUCUUUAGCAGAACUUAUUGAGUCAAUCAAGGGGUUUAUCCCAGGCAGGAUGGGGCCAAAUAUCAAUUCAUUUCUGAAAUGCUUACGCGGAAACAGUGUUUUUAGUUCUUAUUGUAAGAAAAUGAUGGAUGAAAAGAAAUGGAGACACCUUCUUGCCCAUCCAAAUUUCAUGGACCCACAAGAAAAAGUUGAUAACUUGGUCGCAAUAAGAUACAACCUACGGGGAUCCAUGGGUAAAAAUUGUAAAAUUACAAUGGCCGAACUUGGGUGGAAUCAGUGGCAGCCCCAAUUUCUGACUGGGAACAUUUCGUUACAGAAGCUACUGCUCCAGAUUGCAUCCGUACACACUUUUAUGAUGCACGUGCUGGGAAAGUGAAAGAUGCAGGUGGAAGGCCUGUAAUUACAAACUAUGAUACAAAAAAGCCAGUAGAUCUCAUCAGACUCUUGAGACAUACAUACGAGCACGUCAACGAUAUUGCACAGGGUAGCCAGAUUUCUAAUAGAAGAUUCGGAAGUUGGAUUGAUACUGUGGCCCCUGGGCUGCUUCCUGUGCACUUCGAAAAGCAUGGUAGUCUCAAGGAUCGGUAUGAGACAAUAGAAAGUACUUGGAACUGAAUUGAAGAUGUUUGGAUUUAUUGCCAUGCUCGAGGCCAAACAUUCUAGAGCAAACCAAUGCGAAGCUACCGGAAAAAGAGUCCUCUUCUAUCCUCAAAAAGACCAAAUGCAAGAAACUUAAUGAAAUAUGUAGGAUGAAAACAGAAAAUGAAGAACUUGUUUUAUCUUCCUUCUGAAACAGAGUUAGUUUCCAUGUUUUGUUUUAUUUAUUUAGAAUAUUCAAAUCACGGGCCUUUUCUUGGUUGCUUGAUAGAGU
Molecule: messenger RNA, 1536 nt
Organism: Papaver somniferum (opium poppy)
Lineage: Eukaryota; Viridiplantae; Streptophyta; Magnoliopsida; Ranunculales; Papaveraceae
Exons: 8
Coding region: 28-1041 (337 amino acids)
Source: RefSeq, a predicted model, not a curated record